ACGAACUCAUCUCUACAAUUCAGUUGUCAUCUAACGCAGCCAUUUUAGGCCUGUAUCGAGCACACCGAGAGAGUAUCGGUAUAUACGUACGUGCGCCUAUAUAAACUCCUCGAACCAGCCACAACUCAUCACCACCCACAGCAAGUCAAGUCAAAGGGCAGCAGGUAAGCUGGCAGAAGCUUAGCCAUGGCGAACACGAGGCUCGCGGUCGUGGCCAUGCUUGUGAUCUUACUGCAGCUGUCCACGUUAUCCGUGGCCCGGCACCACGCCAAGCCGGACCCCUGCGUCGGCGAGGACGACUCCGUGCCAGGCAUGGUCCACAAGCACAAGAAACCCCACUGCCCGUCGCCGGGCGGCAGCGGUGGCGGCGGCGGCGGCGGCGGCACGCCUGGCGUGAUGACGGUGAACGGGUUCCAGAAAGGCGAGGACGGCGGCGCACCGUCGGAGUGCGACGGCAAAUACCACAGCGACAAGGACAUGAUCGUGGCGCUGUCGACGAGGUGGUACGCGGGCGGACGCCGGUGCGGCAAGAUGAUCAACAUCACCAGCAAGAAGAACGGGCGCACCGUGCAGGCCAAGGUGGUGGAUGAGUGCGACUCCAACCACGGCUGCAAGACCAACAUCGUGGACACCACGGAAGCCGUGUGGAAGGCGCUCGGGCUCGACAGCGACAUCGGCGAGGUGCCCGUCACAUGGUCCGACGCCUGAGACCAUGUAUUCACCCGUGAGCAGUCUCGGCAGCCGCCGGCGGCCAGAAGUACGGCAGUUGCUCACGGCGCCGUAUCCCAUAUCGAUGGAGUCAAGUCAAGUGUCAGUGUCGUUGCUAAUCUCGAAGGGUACGUACUUUGUCGAGUACGCAGCACAAUAAACUACCUAUAUGGAUGGUAGUGCGAGUUUAUCUUGUUGGUGUCUGUCUCAGUUUGAUAUUGGUAUCCUGUUGUACUGUUAUAGUACUAUACUACUUCUCUCGUACGUAUUACACAAGAAAUGCUAGCUCCCGAUUCUUCACUGUAUCUCUAUCUGAGUUCAUCUUUUGUGCUUGUGUACGUUAUCUAGACUGGCUUUUGUAUUAUUA
Molecule: messenger RNA, 1075 nt
Organism: Aegilops tauschii subsp. strangulata
Lineage: Eukaryota; Viridiplantae; Streptophyta; Magnoliopsida; Poales; Poaceae
Product: putative ripening-related protein 6
Source: RefSeq, a predicted model, not a curated record